GAGUAUGCUGAUACCCCUGUUGUAAUGCUAGUAGUGGGUAACUCCUCCUAACUAUCGACAUGUAAAGGAAUGGCUCAAGAUAAUUAUAGGGAAGUCAUUUCUGUUGAAUCUAGAUCUACUAUUAAAAGAGGUUAUAGUUCAGAGUUGAUGAUGUGAGGGUCAAGACAGUUCACUACAAUACUAACAAUAAUGAAAAACUGUUAUCUCAAUCAGCUGUUACACAAAAUAAUUGUUAUCGUAGUGUGUGCCCAAAUACAUCUGACAAAUGGAGAAAUCCAUCGGGCCAAAUCAACACCACUUAAAAGCGUUAAGCGGGCCGAAGAUUCGACACUUGGCUUGCGAGAUUUUGACACUGUAUCAGACGUGGCAAAGAUGAAUGAAGAAGGUUUACCAGUUCACGACGGAGGAGGGGAAUCUAUUCUUAUACCUCGACAAACUUACGAGAUUUGGAUCUACUCAAUUUUGGCGGCGAUAUUAGUUGGAUUGAGUGGUAUAUUUCCAUUAUUGGUGAUACCUCUAGAAUCUGGACAAGCACUCAAGCAUGGAGCUCCUGCCAAAAAGCUGCGGCUGAUGCUGAGUUUUGCUGUGGGGAGUUUACUGGGGGACGUGUUCUUACACCUGCUGCCUGAGGUCUGGGCCCACAUUGAGAUAGAUGACCACGGGUCACACAGAAGAGUGGGUCUAUGGGUCAUCACUGGACUUCUCUCCUUUAUGAUCAUUGAGAAGCUGAUGGGAGAUGAGCAUGAAUUUGAUCCUUUGGAGGACACAUGUGAUGAGGUGCUAAAAAAAAAUGGCGUCAAGCACAAGACCCAGGUGACCCACAGGACCCCAGCGGAAGCGGGUCAGAGAAAAAACAAGAAGGGAAACUCUAAGAAACACAAACAGAACACAUCCAGGUUAAAAGUGGGAGAAUCUCUACACAAUGGUUAUAAAACUCAGCAGCUAGCCAAUGGUGGCAAAAAUACAAAUUCAAAUAACAACAGAACAGAGGCAAAUUAUAAUGAAGAUUCUGGCAAUAACAACAUUAAAGUAAGUGGUUACCUCAACUUGAUGGCAAACGUGGUAGACAACUUCACCCAUGGUCUAGCUGUUGCUGGAAGCUUUUGUAUCAGUACUAAGGUUGGCCUGAUCACAACUUUGGCCAUCCUGCUCCAUGAGAUUCCACAUGAGGUCGGUGACUUUGCAAUCCUGCUCAGAUCUGGCUUCAACAGGUGGAAGGCAGCUAAAGCCCAGUUUCUGACAGCAAGUGGUGGGGUUGUUGGUGCUAUCACAGCUCUGAGUGCAGAAUCAGCACAAAUUGCAGGGGACAGAACUGCCUGGAUUCUGCCUUUCACAUCUGGGGGGUUUAUGUACAUUGCCCUUGUUACUGUAGUACCUGACCUUUUACAGGAAAAACAUGGAGGUGAAUCCUUGAAGCAAGUUGGCUGUAUAUGUCUGGGUGUCUUAGCUAUGGUGAUAGUAACUUUAGCCUUUGAUUGAAAACAUCAACUGCUGGUAGUAGGAUCAAACUCAGCUGAUGUCAAGUGUCUUUCAAUUCAACUGCCGGCCAUAAUUUCUGCUGAGAUGGGCUAGCUGUUGGACCAUUGGACUUGUGAUACCAUGAUAAUAGAAAAGCAAUACAAUUAUCAAGGAGGGGGCUCAAUGCAUAAUCAGUGUGUUUUUUUUAAAUGGUCACCUCCUCCCUACCUUCUUGGUGAAGCAGUUCAGAUGUCAAAAAAUUUCUUAAAAUCUGAAUAGUAUUUUUUGAGGAAAUUUUUGUUUUGAACGUAACAGCCAAAUAUUGUAGAGGCAUGAAAUUGACUUGCUUUAGCCUUAGCAGUUAUACAUUCAUGACAAUUAUUAACAUUUUAUAACUUGCAUUCAUCAUGACAAUUACUAUAUUAUAUUUGCAUUUUUAAUAUAGCAUUUUAAAAAGAUACUUUGUAUUAUUUACAAACUUCCAAGUAAAUUGUUUACUAAAUUUUUUUGGAAGAUAUUUCUAGUUAUAGAAUAAAAAUUGUGUGUACUGUAUAAAGCCUCAGCACACAUUCUGUACUGAGGCAUUACUCAAACUGAACUUACUUACGUUUUAUUACAGAAUUAUAAUUUAUUGUAUUUUUUUAAUGAGAACAAAAUCUUAAUCAGCGAUUAAAUGUUGUACGCUACUAGGUUUUUUUUUAAAGUUUCCAUAUCAAUUAAGUAAACAACUUUCAUUAGCUGCUUCAGUUAACAUUUUGUAGCUGACAUUUAGAUUCAAUCUGAUCAAACAGCCAACUAGGAACAAAUGUCUGAGUGUUAUAUAAAUAUAAGAAAUAUUUUUUCUGUUUACAUUUCUUUUACUGAAGUAAUGUUUUAAGUCUACCUAUAGUCUGAAAGUUUUUAAAACAAUUCUACUAUAACUCCUGCUAUAAAACACUAUAGUUUAACAAGAAUAACAGUUUAUGCUAUGCCAGAACAAUUAUAAAACAAAAUAUAAAACAAAUCAUUAUCGAUCAAAGAAAAGUGGAAAUGAAAUCCUUUAUUCUCAAGGCUUUCAUUCUGAUGUGUAAUCCAUGUUCAUUUUAUUUAUAAAUAUGGCAAAAUGAAUUUAAUGUUUAUGUAUAGAUGCAUGUUACAUUUUUUAAAACAAACUUCAAUUACAAUGUUAUUUGUUAACUUUCACGGAGGCAUAUCAAUUAUGUACUUUUUUAAUGAAUACAUUGUUAUAAAUGCCAAAAUACUCUUUGCUCUUCUAACUCUUCCUAGUUUGUCAAUUUUUGCAGAUUGAGCUAUCCAUUUCAGCCUAAUCUCCCCAAAAGUUAAACUAAAUUUUUACACUCCUUUUAAAACAAUUCAGUAUUUCAGUAAUUAUUCUGCAAAUGGUGAAGGAACGGCUGAACUAAUUUAAUCAGGUUUCAGCUCCAAGUUGGGAGAUAUCAAUGCCAGAUUUUGGUAAUGCAUUUUUUCCCCCAUGAUGAUUGUAGUUUUUUUUAAUAUCUAAAAGAAAUCAAAUGCAUUUAAGUUUCAUGACAGCAGUUUGUUGUGAUUAAAUUUGGUCUGUGUGUUGUGUUACACUUUAAUUCCAUAUAUUUACUUCCCUUAUGACUUCCUGAAAAAUGUGGUACGGAAACACUGUUGUUUAACUGAAAGAAGUCAAUGUUGAAGUAUUACUUCUACAUGCUGGGAGUUGCACAGAAAAUGAUUUCUCCUGACAUCAAUGGCUAAUUUUUCUAAUAAUAGCAUCAGUAAUAACUUGUAAUUGUAAGCAUUUCUCUUUUCAUUAUUGUAUAGAUAAAAACUUCUUGGUCAGCCAUCUUGAUAAUUUCAACAAUUUAAUUUCAACAAUUUUAACACACAAUAAUUAAGCUUCAAAUAAGCUUGUUUCUAUACAUUAAACAAAGUUUUAAAUUUCUUGUAACUUAAAAAAACCUGUCAACUCAGUGGUUUCUAUGGACAUGAUCCAAAUAUAGGGCACUUUCUGUGAAUAAUCCUAAGCACUAUGUACAUCUGCAUUUACUUUCCCUGAUGUGUCAGGUACUAACAAGGGCUGGGUGGACUCAGGAACAUACUCAAGAUGGCCUCAAAGUUUAUAGAAUUAGCUAUCAUGUCAUUAUCUUGAUCUUAUAGGUACAAAGAUGCACAAUUGUUGAUCUUAUUUGAAUUCAUGGUAUAUUGGUAAAUAGGGCUAUUCAUUUAUGGCACAAGGUUGAUGUGUCUUCAUGCCCCUGCCACUAUGCUGCCCAUUAUUCUUAGGGUCAAAGCAUUAUGUGAAACACAGGGUAGAGCUUUUGAUAGAAUUUGUUUUUUGUCUAACAUGUAUGAAGGUUUGUUAAGUUGUAAAAGACAGAAUAAAGCAUUUAACAAGUGAUGAC
This is a messenger RNA of Physella acuta, 3830 nucleotides long. RefSeq names its product zinc transporter ZIP13. The record is from RefSeq and is a predicted model, not a curated record. Gene Ontology annotation, cellular component: membrane. NCBI's taxonomy places the organism in Eukaryota, Metazoa, Mollusca, Gastropoda, Physidae. Gene Ontology annotation, molecular function: zinc ion transmembrane transporter activity. Gene Ontology annotation, biological process: intracellular zinc ion homeostasis; zinc ion transmembrane transport.